Molecule: messenger RNA, 414 nt
Organism: Phytomonas sp. Hart1
Lineage: Eukaryota; Euglenozoa; Kinetoplastea; Trypanosomatida; Trypanosomatidae
Source: the annotation of a GenBank genome assembly
AUGGGUUCGCGAUCUAAAGUUAGGAAACUUAGUCCCAUUCCUACUGAAGAAUUGGAUAGUAUGAUUUUGAGGGAUCACGAUUUUGAUGAACGUAUGUAUAAGUGGGACUUACAGAUUGACACCCUUCAAAAGGAAUUGGAAUCCGUACGUAAAAGAAAGAACAAGUGUCUGGAGGACCUUCAAAGUGAUGAAGGUUCUGUUCAAUACCAGGAGUGCUUGUCAUUUUUUGAUAAGGAGGAAAGAGAGAUUUUAAAUAGGAUUGAAGCUGUCAAUGAUUUUUAUCAAAAGUAUGAAAAUUAUUUUGAUUCUGGUGAUUUGGAAGAUGAUUUGGACUGUGAUGAUUUUGAUGAAAGUUUUGACUAUGUGGAUUCCUAUGUAAAUAGUGAAGAUGAAGCGGAUAAGGGUGGAUCUUGA